Dalotia coriaria is the source of this 2741-nucleotide messenger RNA. RefSeq names its product Pre-mRNA-splicing factor SYF1 fand (gene fand). The transcript is spliced from 2 exons. Gene Ontology annotation, biological process: mRNA splicing, via spliceosome; generation of catalytic spliceosome for first transesterification step. Gene Ontology annotation, molecular function: protein binding. Lineage: Eukaryota; Metazoa; Arthropoda; Insecta; Coleoptera; Staphylinidae. The record is from RefSeq and is a predicted model, not a curated record. Gene Ontology annotation, cellular component: post-mRNA release spliceosomal complex; Prp19 complex; U2-type catalytic step 2 spliceosome. Bases 120 to 2705 code for a protein of 861 amino acids.
AGUACGUGUGUACUGAUCUAGAUCAUGUAUAUCUAAAAUAAAACAAACUAACCUCUAAAUUCAACACGUCUUUUACGAUUGGGUUUGUGACGUUAAGAGGUGUUUACUCAACAUUGAAAAUGCCUAUUACAAACGAAAAACCAUUGGAAAUAAAAUUUACUGAUGAAGAUCUUCCAUAUGAAGAAGAAAUUCUACGAAAUCCAUAUUCUGUAAAGCAUUGGCUCAGAUACAUAGAGCACAAGAAGAAAGCUCCAAAAGAAGCAAUAAAUCUAAUCUAUGAACGCGCACUAAAAGAACUACCAGGUUCUUACAAAUUAUGGUACAAUUAUUUAAAACUUAGAAGAAAACAAGUAAAAAAUAAAUGCAUAAUAGAUCCAGGCUUUGAGCUGGUUAACAAUGCAUUUGAAAGAGCCUUGGUGUUUAUGCACAAAAUGCCUAGGAUAUGGAUGGACUACUGCACUUUCCUAACAGACCAGUGCAGAAUUACAAGAACUAGAAAAGUGUUUGAUAGAGCACUUAGAGCUCUUCCAAUAACACAACAUCAUAGAAUAUGGCCUUUAUAUUUAGCAUUUGUACAGAAGCAUGACAUACAUGAAACUGCUCAAAGGGUAUUCAGAAGAUAUUUGAAACUAAUGCCUGAAAAUGCUGAACAAUAUGUUGAUUAUCUAUCCAAAGCAGACAAACUAGAUGAGGCAGCUCAAGUUCUAGCUAAGAUAGUCAAUGAUGAUAGAUUUGCUUCCCAACAAGGCAAGUCAAAUCAUCAGCUUUGGAAUGAGCUGUGUGAGUUGAUAUCAAAGAAUCCUAAAAAAGUUUCAUCUCUUAAUGUUGAUGCAAUCAUUAGAGGUGGUCUUAGAAGAUACACAGACCAAUUGGGGCAUCUUUGGAACUCUCUGGCUGAUUAUUACGUGCGAAGCGGCUUAUUUGAACGUGCUCGCGACAUUUACGAGGAAGCCAUUCAAACUGUUACAACCGUACGUGACUUUACCCAAGUUUUUGAUGCGUAUGCUCAAUUUGAAGAAAUAUCUCUGAAGAAACGCAUGGAAGAAAUCGGCAAGAAACCUUCACAAAGUGAAGAAGAUGAGGUAGAAAUGGAAUUGCGACUUUCACGUUUUGAAAAUUUAAUGGACAGACGUCUAUUACUCCUUAAUUCAGUCUUAUUGAGACAGAACCCACACAAUGUUCAAGAAUGGCAUAACAGAGUCAAGUUGUAUGAAGGUAAUCCACAUGAAAUCAUCAAUACAUACACUGAAGCUGUACAGACAGUUGAACCUAAACUAGCUGUAGGUAAACUACACACUCUGUGGGUGGAGUUUGCCAAGUUCUAUGAAACCAAUGGACAGAUAGAUGAUGCGCGACUUAUUUUUGAGAAAGGCACGCAAGUGGAAUAUCUUAAAGUUGAAGAUUUAGCUUCAGUUUGGUGCGAAUGGACCGAGAUGGAAGUGCGACAUGAGAAUUAUGAGGCUGCGUUGAAGUUGAUGUAUCGCGCGACAGUAAUACCAUCGAGAAAAGUCAAUUAUCAUGAUGACAAGGAAACAGUUCAAGCUCGAUUAUACAAAAGUUUAAAGGUUUGGUCAUUGUACGCUGAUUUAGAAGAAAGCUUCGGCACUUUUAAGACGUGCAAAGCUGUUUAUGACCGAAUCUUAGAUUUGAAAAUUGCUACACCUCAAAUUAUUAUUAACUACGGAUUAUUUUUGGAGGAGAAUAACUAUUUUGAAGAAGCAUUUAGAGCAUAUGAGAAAGGUAUUUCAUUGUUCCGCUGGCCAAAUGUUUAUGACAUCUGGAAUACUUAUUUGAAAAAGUUUUUGGGUAGAUAUGGAGGGUCAAAAUUAGAAAGGGCGAGGGAUUUAUUUGAGCAAUGUUUGGAACAUUGUCCUGAAAACUUUGCCAAACCAUUGUAUUUGCUGUAUGCUAAGUUAGAAGAACAACAUGGAAUGGCUAGACAUGCUAUGUCUGUGUAUGAACGCGCUACAAGUGCCGUAAUGCCAUCAGAAAUGUUUGAGGUGUUUAAUAUUUAUAUUAAACGCGCAGCGGAGAUUUACGGCGUGCCGAAAACAAGACAAAUUUACGAAAAAGCCAUUGAAGUUCUACCUGAAGAUAGAACGCGUGAAAUGUGUCUUCGUUUCGCCGAAAUGGAAACAAAACUUGGGGAGAUUGAUAGAGCCAGAGCGAUCUACGCGCAUUGUUCACAAAUGUGUGACCCGCGCGUCACGGCCGAAUUCUGGCAGGUAUGGAAAGAGUUUGAAGUGCGCCAUGGUAACGAGGACACAAUGCGUGAAAUGUUGCGAAUUAAGCGCAGCGUACAGGCGAUGUACAACACGCAAGUGAAUAUGAUGUCGGCGCAGAUGCUGAACUCUGCUGGAUCUAUUGCUGGUACUGUGGCUGAUUUAGCUCCAGGCGCAAAGGAUGAUAUGAGAAUGUUAGAAGCGAAGGCCGUUGAAAUGACUGGUACUACUUCAUUGACCAAAGGUGGAAAUAUUAUGUUUGUUCGUGGGGAAACUCAAGGGGAUAAUAGAGGCGAACGAGUUACUAAUCCAGAUGAAAUUAAUAUUGACGACGAUGAUGAUGAUGAAGGCGAUGAAGAUGAGAAUGGAGAAAAUGGGGACGCAGAUCGUGAUAUUCCUGUCACCAAACAGGAUAUUCCCAACGAAGUUUUCGGUAGUUUGAAAGUAAGUACGAAUAAGGGUAGUGAUGACGACGAUUUAUAAAAAUAAAUUUUAAAUAAACAUUUUUUUUCUGUAAAA